CUGACCGCUCACUAGUCUGCACUUCAUCCAUCCCAUUCGCUCAUUUCAACACGCUUUGAGAGCGUCAUGGCAGCUAAAGGAGCAGCUGUCGCGGUCGAUUUCGCGCGUGUUUAUUCAAAACUUGGUCUCGGGAAGGAGACCAUUGCUGCCCUCAAUGCUUUCCGAAAGCGGCACAACGAUGCCCAACGAAUAAGCAGUACGCUGAAGUCGCAGUCCACUGAAGUCGACUUUGCACAUUAUCGUUCCGUGCUGAAGAAUAAGGCCAUCGUAGAUGAAGCUGAGAAGAUUUUCAAAGACUUCAAGCCGGUGACAUAUGAUGUCGGCUCACACGUGAAGGCGAUUGAGGCAUUUGAGGCAAAGGCGGUGGAGAACGCCAAAGAGACUGAGGUGAAGAUUGAAGAGGAGCUGAAGGACCUGCAAGCUACUCUUGCAAACAUUGAGAAAGUGCGGCCAUUCGAGGACCUUUCUGUGGAGGAUGUUGGAAACGCACAUCCUGAAAUCACCAAGGCUGUCGAGACUAUGAUCAAGAAGGGCAAAUGGACAGUACCUGGCUACAAGGAGAAGUUCGGCGACUUGUCUUUGAUGUAGACAAAAUGGUUUCUUUCUCUUAGAUGCCAAUAAAUUCUAAAAGCGUUAAACGCUACGCGUAAUUGUUGCAGGCACGAUGAACCUUGUGUCCGCUGUCUUCUCGAUCCUUGAUCGGCUGCCAACGAACAGCGGCUGUACGUCAAUUACGGUCGUGAUUAACACUAUUAAAUUAGUUUU
Molecule: messenger RNA, 765 nt
Organism: Fomitiporia mediterranea MF3/22
Lineage: Eukaryota; Fungi; Basidiomycota; Agaricomycetes; Hymenochaetales; Hymenochaetaceae
Product: ATP synthase d subunit
Exons: 7
Coding region: 67-588 (173 amino acids)
Biological process (GO): proton motive force-driven ATP synthesis
Molecular function (GO): proton transmembrane transporter activity
Source: RefSeq, a predicted model, not a curated record